Messenger RNA from Syngnathoides biaculeatus (alligator pipefish), 1200 nucleotides. RefSeq names its product mitochondrial inner membrane protein MPV17 (gene mpv17). The coding region runs from base 209 to 748 and encodes 179 amino acids. Lineage: Eukaryota; Metazoa; Chordata; Actinopteri; Syngnathiformes; Syngnathidae. The record is from RefSeq and is a predicted model, not a curated record. The transcript is spliced from 8 exons. Gene Ontology annotation, cellular component: cytoplasm; membrane.
UUUUGCUCGUUUUGGGAAAUAAAUACAUAAUUGUACUUGAACAUUUCGGAAAGAUUUCGUGGCUAGUCAGUUGCUGUCGUUUUCAGAAUCAGCUACCAAUGACUUUAUUGUAUGUAUUUUUUUUUUUAUAAAACAUGUUACAUUAUGUUAAUAUAAACGUAAUCUUUCACGGAAGGGGGGGGGUACGAUUUUGCCUUGAGCCGAUGAAAUGAGGAUGGCGGGCCUGUGGCGGUCCUACCAGGCCCUGAUGGCAAGACGCCCGUGGACGGUGCAAAUCGUGACCGCCGGUUCCCUGGUGGGCGUGGGCGACGUCAUCUCGCAGCAGCUGAUCGAACGACGAGGACUCGCCCAGCACGACGUCCGGCGCACCGCCAAGAUGAUGAGCGUUGGAUUUUUCUUUGUGGGUCCGGUCCUCGGCAGCUGGUACAAAAUUCUGGACCGGCUGGUGACGGGAGGCAGCAAGCGGGCGGCCGUGAAGAAGAUGAUGAUCGAUCAGUUGUGCUUCGCGCCGUGCUUCUUGGGGGCCUUCCUGGCGUUGUCGGGCGUUCUGAACGGGCUGAGCGUGCGCCAGAACGUCGCCAAGCUGCGCCGGGACUACACGGACGCGCUAAUCUCCAACUACUACCUGUGGCCACCGGUGCAGAUGGUCAACUUCUACUUCAUUCCACUGCACCACAGGUUGGCCGUGGUGCAGGUGGUGGCCGUGGCCUGGAACUCGUACUUGACCUGGAAGGCCAACAUCCUGUGAUCCGCCACCGCCAUCUCGUUUCCUUUGUGUUCGUCCGUCGUCGUCGGAAUCCCGCCGCGGCCCCCUCGACAGUCGACGUGACCGAACUGACUCACCGGAUGACGCAUUUAACGCAAUUCAUUUUGGACAUCACGCUCGCAUAUAUCCACUUCCUGGUCCGCGUGUCACAAGGCGCCGGUACGACUUUUACUUCUUACUGUGAGAACUUUUUAAAGUUUCAUAUGAAGUACAAAAAAAAAAAAAAAUCUUGAGAAAUUGUUGCCAUUGUGAAUAUGUAGGAAGCGCUAAUUGUGAAUAAAUGUCUUAAGUUUUGCAGCAAUACAUGGAAAGAAAAAAAAUCCCCAUGAAAUCUUUUCAAUACAAAAAGUAAGUUGUGCGUGUGCUGUUGCAUGUGUGCGUGUGAGUGUGAAAGUUAGCGUCGGUGCCAACGACGUCACGGAGUGUGUGUGCGU